This is a messenger RNA of Ictalurus punctatus (channel catfish), 1942 nucleotides long. RefSeq names its product ectonucleotide pyrophosphatase/phosphodiesterase 7, tandem duplicate 2 (gene enpp7.2). The record is from RefSeq and is a predicted model, not a curated record. The transcript is spliced from 6 exons. The coding region runs from base 84 to 1526 and encodes 480 amino acids. Lineage: Eukaryota; Metazoa; Chordata; Actinopteri; Siluriformes; Ictaluridae.
GUGUGGGAAAGGUUGGCAGCAGUCAGAAAAUGAUCUGAGCACACAGCACUAAGCACUGUUAGUGUACCAGACCUCUUCUAGCCAUGUUGUUGACGAUAAGUCUUUGGCUGUUUGCAGUUUCUCCAGCUCUCUUUGCUCCAGUCAAAGAACCCUGUACAACAGGAAGAAACAAGCUUCUGCUCAUCUCCUUUGAUGGAUUCAGAUGGGAUUAUGACCGGGAUGUGGACACACCAAAUCUCGACAAGAUGGCUCAAGAUGGCAUAAAAGCUACUUAUGUCAUCCCACCCUACAUAACGAUCACUAGCCCGAGUCACUUCACUCUGCUUACAGGACGUUACAUUGAGAAUCAUGGUGUGAUUCACAAUAUGUGGUUUAACACCACUACUCAGGAGAAGAAGCAAUACUACAUGGCACAGUUUGUCGAUGACUACUGGGACAAUGGCAGUCUACCUAUAUGGAUUACAGCUCAAAGACAGGGUCUGAAAACUGGCUCUUUGCAUUUUCCGGGUACAGCUGCCACAUAUCAGAAUGAGAGGGUGCAUGUGAGAGAGGUGGAAUCUCAAUUUUAUGACUACAGCAAUGAAACAGAUUGGAGAAUGAAUGUGGAUAAAGUGAUGGGUGAUUGGUUUAAAAAACAGGAUCUGGACUAUGUCUCUCUAUAUUUUGGUGAGCCAGACGAGACAGGCCAUAAAUAUGGGCCUGACUCCCCAGAACGCCGUGAUGCAGUCAGGAAAGUGGACCGCACCAUUGGCUAUAUACGUGACACCGUGCAAAAACAUGGUCUUGCUGACCGCCUGAACAUCAUCAUCACUGCUGAUCAUGGUAUGACUACUGUACUGAGAGGAGAUGGAAUAAAAAAGAUUAUUCUUUCCCAAAUCCCUGGCUUCUCAUUUCAGGAUAUUAAGUUCCAGUUGUUAGACUAUGGCCCUAAUGGGAUGCUAUUGCCUAAAGAGGGCAUGCUGGAGAAGGUUUAUAGAGUCCUGAAAGGUGCCCAUCCUAACCUCCAUGUCUAUAAGAAGGAAGACAUGCCUGCUCGUCUUCAUUAUUCUAAUCAUCCACGUAUUUUACCCCUCCUUCUCUAUGCAGACCCAGGAUAUGUAAUCAGUGGGAUUCUCCCUGUUCAGACCAGUAAAGGAGAACAUGGAUUUGAUAAUCAAGCUUUAGACAUGAAGGCUUUCUUCAGGGCAGUAGGGCCUGACUUUAAUAAGAACCGUGUAGUGGGACCUUUUGAAACAGUUAAUGUUUAUCCCUUAAUGUGUCAUCUACUGGGAAUAAAACCUGAGGUUAAUGAUGGCUCUCUUGAUAACACCAGACAUCUUCUAGUCUCUGGUGGGCAACAAUGUGACAGCAAAGAACCAAACCAGAUGAGCAUCGUCAUUGGCGUAGCUGUAGUGGUCGGGUUUCUGGUAGUUGUCUUCAUCAUUGUUUCAUUGUAUAAUGUCUUCAAGCGAAAUAGAACAAAUAUAAGGUCUCAUCUGAAAGAAAAAUAUGAAGAAAAAAUCGAUUCAAAGCAAACAGCAAUGUGAUUAUCAUUCUGUUACAUUAGAAUUUGUUCAUGCAUUUUUAUUUUCCAUUUUUCACAACAAAAUAAGAAAACCACUUGUUGAAUGCUCACAGUUUUAUUGGGACACUGCUGCUAUUAUUUACAGUGAAUGAGAUUCCAUUACACUUAACUUGUAUUAUACCAUCAAUUUUGUAAAUAGUUUCAUGUAUUUUUUAAAUUAAUAAUAAUCUAUGAAUUGUCUGUUCCUCAAAUUUAAGGAAAAAUAAAAACACCAAAUAUUGUCAAGAUACCCAUAAAAUAUUUGCUGUUUGUUCUCUAAAAUUAAAAAAGCCAUUACAAAGGUCUUUCGAUAUAAUAAUUCAUGAUCUUUAUUUGAAUUGUAUCAGGCUUGAGUCCUGGUUCUCUAAUGCCAUCUAGUGGAGAUAGUUACUAUAGCCA